AUGUCUCGAACAUUGCUGGCUCAGCGGCUUCAGGAUUUGGAAGAUGAGUUGCAGGAUGCCUUCCACCGAGUUCAAGAUCGGGUAAACGUCUUACGUCAAGACUUGGUUGAAGACAUGCCUGCAGAGGUGGGGACGGUGGAAGAAGAUGCCACCCAGGUUUCCGAUUCGCCAAAUCUGCUGGAAGACUGGCUGCUUAAGGAGGAUGUUUUGUCCAUACCCAACGAGGAGCCAACCACACUCUCCGGCGAUGCGCUGCAUCUCUCAGCCGAGAUGUUGAGCGGACAUGCUCGUUCAUAUUUGCGCUUGAACUCUCACCUGAUGGAACUUUCAAUGCGGGCGGCCGAAAGCGUAACGGUUUUCCGAAAAGAACGGAUGAGCACUCUCAGUGUAUCGCCCGUCGCCACUGUCAGUCCCCGGACACGCCAAAUCCGGAAUGUUGCAGCUCAGCUCAGCACAGAGCUAGAAAAGUGCGAGUCCAUUUUCAAAGUGUUCCCGCCGAAUUCAACUUUUCGGCUGAUUUGGGAUUUUUGCGGCAUUUCCUUCAUCGUGCUUGAUGCAUUCCUUCUACCUAUGUGUAUAGCAUGGGGGUGGGAGAUCUCACCGAUGCCACCUUCUUCGCCGACCUUCGACAACCAAUUGUUUCAGCUGUUCGCCAUUGUUUCCUUGGUAUUUUGGCCACUGGACAUUUUGGUGAACUUCAACACUGCAUUUUAUACUCAAGGCCGUGUAGAGACUCGCCGAUCCCAGAUUGCUAAACGCUAUGCUGCUACGUGGCUUCCCUUCGAUAUUUGCGUCGUGACGAUUGACUACCUAGCCGGCUUGUUGGUGCAGGCAACGGAGGAGCAAACCACGGACUUCUUGCAGCCGUUGCGAUCUGCUCGAUAUCUGCGGAUCAUGCGUACAGUUCGCAUUCUGAGGAUCGUGAAAGCAGGAAAAAUCAAUGUGCUUCUGGAAAACUUGGUCAUAUCGUUGGGACGGCAAUGGCUCAUUCUGGCCUUCACUGUGGGGAAGAUGCUGCUGGUCAUUGGUGCAGUUGCGCAUAUUCUUGCAUGCAUUUGGUAUGCAUUGGGUGAUACGAUAUCACAGGAAAGGGACAGCUGGUUGCAACUCGCCCAAGUCGGAGAUGCACCCUUCCAGACGCAGUACAUUCACUCACUGUCGUGGAUUCUCCUUACACCUUCGCCUGCACCGCUGGAACCUGACAGCAACAUCGAACAUACAGCUGUGCUUGUGCUUUUCGUGACGACGGUGCUGGUCAUCGGUUCAGCCUUGUCUAUUCUCACCGGCACCCUCAACGAGAUCCGCCAGGUGAACAGCGAACGUAGCAAAAAGCGCCGAGAGCUGCGGAUAUUUUUGCAGAAUCGCUUGGUGCCUACCGAGCUGCUCAUGAGAAUUAUGAGUUAUGCCGACUACAAGAUGACCCGUCACUCGCCCAUUGCUUACGACACCACAUUGAUAUCGCCAAUGCUCGAAGCAGAACUGGCUACCUCCCAAUUCGGCUCUGUCCUGACAAGCCAUCCGUUGCUUGGGUUCAUCUCUUCCAUGUACCCCUCCGUCUUUGCAGAAUGCUGCCGAUCUUUGCACAAGCUUUUCUUCUGCGAGGGAGAGGCCGUGUUUGACGAGGGCUCAAUGGCAGAGAAGAUGUACAUCACCAGCCACGGCAAAUUUAAGCUCACUGCCGAUUCACUUCAAAGUGACGAUGUGACCUUCGACGACGAUGGUCAAUACUUUGCCGAGAUCUCUUUGUACGUUGAGGCGGUGAUGCACGGAUACAGUCUAAACACCGAUUCUUUCUCAGAGGUGUUUUGUCUGAGCCCUGCCGACUUUGCAAAAGUGUUGGUCCAUUCACCCAUCUGCUGCACGAUGGUGAUUGAGUACGCCAAUGAGUUCAUCACCCGCUAUUCUACCGGCCCAUCAGCUACUCAGAUCAGUGUUUGGCACCAGGUCGAACGGGAACAAGAGUGUGCCAGAGGCGCUUGCGAGUGUAAUUCCUUCUACUUGGAGGAGCACGUGGACCACCGGCUGGACCUGGAAACUCUGGAUUUGUCAUACCUCCAAAACCCAGUGAUUUCAUCCAUGACCGUUGGCAUAAAACCCAAUGAUCCGAAAGCGAGUCCAGGCGAAAACGAUUCUCAGCAGUCGGCAUUGCCCUCGCCUGCGGUGCAGCUGCAGGGAGGAGUGCACGACGGAGUUGGCUUGACCUGCAUGGACUUCGUCGCUUCGGUGGUUCGGAGCCAAGAGACGAUCGAGGACACGCUCGCGAGUUUGCGCGAGGCCUUCGUAGAGCUGGACCCCGAGUACGGUCUGCAUGCGAGGUUCUCCGACACCAAGGAGCAGGAGCGCGCUGAGUCUGCCAUUCUGAGUCUCAUCGCCAUCGUGCGGGGCGAUUACAGAAUGUAUACAGCAGCGCAGCCACAGCAAAGUCGCCUUACCGAGUCUCAGUGGCAGCACAUACAGGAGCUGUUCGCAUGGACUGCUCCCAACGACGAGAAGCUCCUGGCCGUGAUCUUCCUCUUGGCGGUCAAGGGAGCAACUAAAUACAGGUCACUCACGCGGCAGCUUCCAACGGGCUUGCAUCGCCAGGAGAAGGCGAUGAACUUCAUCCUUGAUACCUUCCCAUCAGCAGUUCCGUCAGCCGCCAGCUUGGGCAGCAAAGUGAAGAAGUUGGUUCGAAACCUCUUGAGGAUGCAGGGUACCUUCAGCUUUGCCCAGAUGUUGCAGGGUGAAAACGUGCCGGCCAACAUCCGCGAUCUGAAAGAAGCCAUCCAACCGCAUGGAGGUGAAGAGUUGCUGAAGUUCUACGUGCUCUAUCUUCUUGGCUUCAUGAGUGGCAUCGCUGGUGGCAAGGGGUCACGUUUCAUGACGCAAGGAAAUGCAAGGACAACGCUUUUGGGCUUGUCAACCCUCCAGCACAUCCUUGAACAAGAUCCGGCUCCUUUGUAUUGGACCUACAUUCACUACCGCGGCUUGGAGCUCGGGAGGCACGCGAAGACCCCCGCAGACCUCGCUCUCCUUCGGCUUGCCUGCAAUUGCCGGGUGCAGACCUCGAAGGAUCUCGAAGCCUUGCAAGAAGCUUGGGAUUUUCUGACUGGCCCAGAGCAGCAACAGCUGACCAAGAACUUGCUUGCGGACGGCAUCGCAACGCGGGCAGUGGUGUGCGAAUUCCUUCCGCUGUGUUUAGAGCGAGCUUGCUCCAAUCCGUUCGUCAAAGUCUCCGCGCUCCUGCAGGUCCUCGUCGAGCUACUGAAGGCAGUCCAUGCAGCUGCGGAGCAGGGAGACCUCAUCGUCACAGUGGACCUGGCAGACCUGGCAGCCUUCAUCCUCAUGGUUCGCAACAGCUAUGUCUUUGAGACGUGCCUGGCGCGUGCCACGCUCACGAUGCGGGAAGAAAGAUUUUAUGUGGAUGUUUCGCAGAAUAAUUGGCGAAGAGUGAGCGAACCUGCCACGGACGUGAUCUUGCUCGCCUCAUCUGUCCGUGAGCUCGUGCACAAGUCGAGGAAGUCAGAUGAUGCGAAUCUUACAGCUGAACAGAAGGUUUUGGUGCAGUGCCACCUCUAG
Messenger RNA from Symbiodinium sp. CCMP2456, 3558 nucleotides. The record is from the annotation of a GenBank genome assembly. NCBI's taxonomy places the organism in Eukaryota, Dinophyceae, Suessiales, Symbiodiniaceae.